CUUUUUUCCUAUAAACCUCUGAAUCUCUGAUCUUCCCCUUCCCUAUAUCUCUGCAAUCCCCCCGCCAUUUUUAAUCUCCAUAGAAAAAACCCCCCGCCAAUUUCUCCACAACCCCUUCCUCUCCUGAAAUAAGCUCCUAUGCCAUUCCGGAGAUGAAGGGAUCAAAUGUCGUCGCCGCCGCGGGGUUCAAUCUUCCCCAUCACCUCCGGAUACUCUUCCUUCUCAUCGUCGCCUUCCAUCUCCUCGCUACUUGCUCCGGCCUCAAGCUGGGGGAGACGUGUUCUUCCGAUAACCAAUGCGACGCCGGGUUGCGCUGCCAGACUUGCGCCGCCAAUGGCAACACCCGAUCCAGAUGCGUCCGCAUCCAGCCAGUGAUACCCACCACCAAAUGAUGGGUGAUGGAGUUAGAUGAAAGGUCUCCCGUUUAACAAGUACUCAUGGCUUACCACGCACAAUUCCUACGCCAUGAUGGGUGCGAAGUCGCUCGUGGGAUCCAUUCUGCUCUCUCCUAGGAACCAAGAGGAUACUGUUACCAACCAAUUGAAUAAUGGGAUUCGAGGCCUUAUGCUUGAUAUGUACGACUUCAACAAUGGCAUCUGGCUGUGUCACUCGUUUGGUGGCCAAUGCUACAACUACACCGCGUUUAAACCAGCAGUGGAAGUGCUUCAAGAAGUUGGGCAGUUUCUAUCUGGACAUCCAUCAGAGAUCGUCACCAUUUUCAUUGAAGACUACGUGACAACGCCACAAGGCCUCAGCAAGGUCUUCAACGAGUCCGGUUUAACGCAGUACCUUUUCCCCGUAUCGAGCAUGCCAAAGCGCGGUGGAGAUUGGCCCAUAGUGGACGACAUGGUCAAACAGAAUCAGCGGCUCCUGGUCUUCACCUCCAAACCUGAGAAAGAGGCUGCUGAAGGCUUUGCUUAUAUGUGGAGAUACGUUCUUGAAAGUCAAUAUGGAGAUGACGGGUUGAUACCGGAUACAUGCAGGAACCGAGCGGAGUCACCACCCUUGAACACAACUACAAUGUCGUUGAUUCUAGAGAACCAUUUUCCAACUAAUCCAAACAACUCUCGGGUUUGCAUGGAAAAUUCACUGCCAUUGGAAGCAUCUGUUAAAACCUGUGCAAGGGCGGCUGGCAACCGGUGGCCAAACUUCAUCGCUGUUGAUUUCUAUCAGAGAAGUGAUGGUGGAGGAACACCAGAAGCUGUAGAUGAAGCCAAUGGCCACCUCACUUGUGGAUGUCCCAAUAUCGCCUUCUGCAAGGUGAAUGCAACAUUUGGCUCAUGCGACAUCCCACCACUAGCCCCACCUCCACCUGCAAGUGGAGGAGAGCAGUCACUUUUCGGUCCUCCUCUCUCCGACAGUGCUUAUUCUCAAAGAGGCCAACUCCAACUGCGAUGGCUGUUUGGGGCAAUUUUGAUCACCAAGCUUCUCUUGUUACAGUUCUAACCUCCACUACUGCUGCUGCUGAUUAUACCUUUUUCUUUAACCAUUUCUGUAAAUAGAGAGAAGACAGUGGGGGAAAAGUACUUAAUUUACAUACUGAUACGAUAGAAAGGCUUAACCUUCUGAGUUCUGAGUGCCCUUUUAAGGAUUUUUUUACAAAAAGCAGUCGGUGGGUGAUUCAGUGGAAGUGUGGGACAUUACAGGACCAUGCUGUUCUUUCAUUAUUUCGAUUUAUUUGUGUUGAUGCAUGGCCUUCUCCAGGUGAUUGAGACAGCCUUUUUGGGAAUUGCCAGUUGUGACAAUAAAUAAAAGCUACUGCUGCCUUUUGAUUUGUACUUGUGAGCUUUUUCGCUGGUCCAAUUUUGUGACUUUUUGGCUCCAAGAAUUGGUGGGGAGGAGGGAACAAGGAGUAUUGGGACCAUUGUUCUUCUGGAAAAGAAGUAAAGGGCUCACUUCCUUCCCAGCCCCUUUUGUUUGUUACUGGAAACAUAAGACCACUUCUUUUACCUUGCACUCCAAGUCCUCUUCUACUGCAAAAAAACCAGACGCAGUCACCUGGAAAUGGCACAUUUGGAAGUGAAUUUGUAUUUCUUUCUUCCUUUGAUUGGAGAUGUAUGAAUGUGGAACCUUGUGGUACAGCUUUAGAAGUAGGAAAAACUGAAGGCAUGAAUUAUGGGGAAAGAGAAUGC
Molecule: messenger RNA, 2132 nt
Organism: Linum tenue
Lineage: Eukaryota; Viridiplantae; Streptophyta; Magnoliopsida; Malpighiales; Linaceae
Source: the annotation of a GenBank genome assembly